CACAUAAUCAAUUGGAAGAGAUGGCCGAUGGAGGUAAGGAUUCAGUUUUGGGAGAGAGAAAUAACAGUGAUCAAAAGAGGAGAGAAUCUUCUUCAGAUGAAAACAGUUGCUCUUAUUCAAAGUAUGAAAAGGAUGAGCCUGAGCUUAAGGGACCUAUAAGGACUUUCUCUCAAUAUAAAGAAUAUGUUCAGGAGUAUCGUGACAAAUAUGAUAGCUAUUGCUCCUUGAACAAGAUUCUGGAGAGUUACAGGAAUGAGUUUCUUAAACUAGGCAAGGACUUAGAAUAUGCUAAAGGCAGGGACAUGGAUAGAUAUUAUAACAUCUUGGGCCAGCUGAAGGAAUCCUAUCAACGAUGUGGAGAGAGGCACAAGAGGCUGAAGAAAAUAUUUGUCGUGCUUCAUGGGGAACUCGAGCAACUUAAGCAAAGGAUCAAAGACUUCGCUCACUCGUAAUAUAAGACUGCUGAUAGCAAGUACCUUUGUGUAUUUUAUACAGAAAUUAAAAACUCUUCCUUCAGGCUUUAGAAGUUCGAGGUGGUACAUUACAGUCAAUAGAGUAGAUAAAUUCUUGUGUAGAUUUGAUGUCCUGCUUGUCCCUGCCCCCUCCAAAUCUCAUUGUAACCAUAGACCUGUACAUAAUUUUUUUUUUUUUUUUUGGGUUCAUGUACAUUUCUCCUCAGCCCAGGUCCGGCAUUUUUGUUUAGCCUGACCUUUUUAAUGUUUAAUCCUGGGAAGGACAUUUGAUCAAUUUAAUUUUUCUUUUCCUUCUGAAACAAACAGGUUGAGCUAGGCUCAGCUGGGAAGAGUUGUAGGAUCGACGGUGAAGUUCAUAAUUUAUUUAA
Neltuma alba is the source of this 841-nucleotide messenger RNA. RefSeq lists its product as uncharacterized. The record is from RefSeq and is a predicted model, not a curated record. Bases 21 to 452 code for a protein of 143 amino acids. Lineage: Eukaryota; Viridiplantae; Streptophyta; Magnoliopsida; Fabales; Fabaceae. The transcript has 5 exons.